Molecule: messenger RNA, 1915 nt
Organism: Zingiber officinale
Lineage: Eukaryota; Viridiplantae; Streptophyta; Magnoliopsida; Zingiberales; Zingiberaceae
Product: pre-mRNA-splicing factor SLU7-like
Exons: 10
Coding region: 135-1745 (536 amino acids)
Biological process (GO): mRNA splicing, via spliceosome
Cellular component (GO): spliceosomal complex
Molecular function (GO): pre-mRNA 3'-splice site binding
Source: RefSeq, a predicted model, not a curated record
CGAUUAAAUAGAUCCGGAGGAACAGAUAACCUCAACCCAUUCCUUUCGCCUCCCUCUUUCGCCGCCGUCGUAGUGCAAGGCGCCUCCGUUUCCGCCAGAUUUCGCUUGGCCUUGCUUCUCGAUAUCUGUUCAACAUGGCGUCCUCGUCAGUAUCUUUUAAAUCACGAGAAGAUCAUCGGAAGCAACUUGAAUUAGAAGAAGCACGUAAGGCUGGACUUGCUCCAGCUGAGGUGGAUGAAGAUGGAAAAGAAAUUAAUCCUCAUAUUCCUCAAUAUAUGUCUUCUGCACCUUGGUAUCUCAAUGCGGAGAGACCAAGUCUCAAGCAUCAACGGAAGUGGAAGUCUGAUCCAAAUUAUACCAAAUCAUGGUAUGAUAGAGGUGCAAAAAUAUAUCAAGCAGAUCGGUAUAGGAAGGGUGCUUGUCAAAACUGUGGAGCAAUGACUCAUGACAAAAAGUCUUGUAUGGAAAGACCUCGGAAGGUUGGAGCUAAGUGGACAAACAUGCAUAUAGCUCCAGAUGAGAAGGUGGAGAGUUUUGAACUGGAUUAUGAUGGUAAACGUGACCGUUGGAAUGGUUAUGAUGCCUCCACUUAUUCUCGUGUUAUUGAGCAAUAUGACGCUCGGGAGGAAGCCAGGAGAAAAUUUCUGAAGGAACAACAAUUGAAAAAAUUGGAGGAGAAGAAUGGCCAGCAAAAUGAUGAGGAUGCUGCUAGUGAUGAUGCUGAGGAUGAAGAUGAUCUAAAGGUUGAUGAGGCUAAGGUUGACGAGAGCAAACAAAUGGACUUUGCCAAAGUAGAAAAACGUGUUCGUACCACUGGUGGUGGAAGCACUGGGACUGUAAGGAAUCUGCGUAUUAGAGAGGAUACCGCUAAAUACCUCCUGAAUUUGGAUGUCAAUUCUUCUUACUAUGAUCCAAAGACUCGUUCAAUGCGUGAGGACCCUUUACCAGAUAGUGAUCCAAAUGAGAAGUUUUAUUUAGGUGACAACCAUAACAGGAUGAACGGUCAAGCAUUGGAUUUCAAGCAACUGAACAUACAUGCUUGGGAAGCAUUUGAGAAAGGGCAAGAUAUCCACAUGCAAGCUGCCCCAUCUCAGGCUGAAUUAUUGUUCAAAAAUUAUAAGAUUAUUAAGGACAAACUGAAACACAAAACUAAGGAUUCUAUCAUGGAGAAAUAUGGAAAUGCUGCUUCUGAGGAAGAACUGCCACGGGAACUUCUUCUUGGGCAGAGUGAAAGAGAGAUUGAAUAUGAUCGAGCUGGUCGGAUAAUUAAGGGACAGGAGGCCGCACUUCCAAAGAGCAAGUAUGAAGAAGAUGUCUUCAUUAACAACCACACGACAGUUUGGGGUUCCUGGUGGAAGGAUUUUCAAUGGGGUUACAAGUGUUGCAAGCAGACGAUACGUAACAGCUAUUGCACAGGUUUAGCUGGAAUUGAGGCUGCUGAAGCUGCAACUGAACUCAUGAAGACAAAUAUGGCUCGCAAAGAGGCCACACAAGAUAAAACGCCGGAGCCGGAACAAAAGCAACUUGCAACAUGGGGAACUGAUGUCCCUGAUGAGCUGGUUCUCGACAAAAAAUUGCUCGACGAAGCCCUGAAAAAGGAGGAGGGAAGGAAAAAAGAGGAGAGGGAUGAAAGGAAGAGAAAAUAUAACGUCAAAUGGAACGAUGAGGUUACUGCAGAAGACAUGGAGGCUUUCCGUAUGAAGAGGAUCCAUCACGAGGAUCCAAUGAAAGAUUUUCUCCACUAACAAUUUACAACCUCAGUUUCCAGUGUUUUAAUGCUUCAUGUAUAUACGUGUAGUGUAUCACUUGAGAAGUGUUGAAUUCCUCAAUGUUUUCCAUCUGUGUGACAGUUUUUUUUUUUCCCUUUUGUAAACAAUUUCCAAGUGCUUAUGGGACUACUAUUAUCUUUGUCUCA